AUGGCCAACAAGACACCAAGCCCACCCACCACAGCGACGUCGCAAUGUGAAAGUGACGGUCUGUGGAAUGAGAGCAAGGAUCCCAUCCAGGCAGACGACGAUCUGGCUCCUUCGUCAACUGAGAAAUAUAUGGAUGGCGUGUUGCUGCAUGUGAUUAUGCUGUGCCUCUCCGUGGCCAUGCUCCUUGUUUCGUUGGACACGACCAUCAUCUCCACCGCGAUUCCUCAGAUCACUGACGAGUUCCGCUCCACCGCUGAUGUUGGAUGGUAUGGCUCUGCAUUCCUUCUCGGUAGUGCCGUAACGCAGGCCCCGUGGGGGAAACUAUACGGCUUUUUCAAUAUAAAAUGGACCUACCUCGUCAGCCUACUUACAUUCGAGCUGGGAUCUCUGCUCUGUGCACUCGCUCACAGAUCAGUCACCCUUAUCAUCGGUAGAGCAAUUGCAGGGGUAGGGGCGUCCGGGAUUGGAUCGGGGAUCUAUACCAUCAUCGGCGUCUGCGCCCCACCAAGGAGACGUCCUGUUCUGGUUGGCAUCACUGGGUUGGCUUUCUUGCUCGCCAGUGUUGCCGGUCCCGUGGUUGGUGGGGUCUUUACUACGAAGAUUUCCUGGAGGUGGUGCUUUUGGGUGAAUCUCCCAAUUGGAGGAGCUACCUCAAUUAUUAUCCUCUGCUUUUUCCGGACACCGUCCGGGACUGCACCGAUGAAGGCGUCAUGGAAAGAAAUUAUCUUUCAACUUGACCUCAUGGGCAUGAUCACAUUGACAGGCGCAUUACUCUGUUUUCUUCUCGGCCUUCAAUGGGGGGUUAGCAAUUCCUGGAAUAGCAGGAAUGUGAUUGGGUGUCUCGUUGGAUUUUGUCUCCUCAUGGGACUGUUCAUUACGAAUGAAAUCUUCUGGGAUAGUCGGGCAAUGAUCCCCCGUCGAUUACUUUGGAAAAGGAGUGUGGCCGUCAACCUCGCCUUUACUUUCCUGGUGGGGGGCGCGUUUUUCCUGCUUCUUUACUACAUGCCUAUCUACUUUCAGGCAGUAAAGGGUGACUCCGCUGCCGACUCCGGAAUACGAACCCUACCGCUGAUUGCAUCAGCCGGUGCUACUGCGGUGAUUGGAGCCAUCGGUCUGGGGAUUACUGGCUACCCACUACCAUUCUUGAUGGUCGGCGGGAUACUCAUCAGUGUGGGAGGCGGAUUGCUUUACACACUCGAUCUCGCAACGCCGCCGAGACUCUGGAUUCCUUAUCAAGUUCUGGCCGGGAUUGGAAUUGGAGCUUCAUUACAGGUCCCGAUCAUCAUGAAUCAAGCUACUGUGGAAGCAUCAGACAUGUCGACUAUGACAUCCAUGACCUUGUUCUUCAAGUGUCUCGGGGCCUCGGUCUUCAUGCAAGCAGGACAGGCCAUUUUUCUCGACACGAUCAAGCGGAAAUUAACCAUGUCAUCCAUGGCUGACGUGAGUGCGAGCCAGAUACUCGCGGGGGGCCUUUUGACUGGACAGGACAUGGACUUGGAGUCAAGCCGAGGCUUUCUCACGACUUAUGUUCUUGGAUUAAGAGAUGUGUUUGUGCUGGUAGUAGCACUCUCGGGCCUUGCCACGUUACUUGCACUACUGGUGGGUCGGGAUAAGAUGGAUACGACACGAUUUCGAAUGUAG
Aspergillus ibericus CBS 121593 is the source of this 1641-nucleotide messenger RNA. It is a transcript of the gene gliA, whose product is annotated as MFS-type gliotoxin efflux transporter gliA. Gene Ontology annotation, biological process: transmembrane transport. Bases 1 to 1641 code for a protein of 546 amino acids. Gene Ontology annotation, molecular function: transmembrane transporter activity. The transcript has a single exon. The record is from RefSeq and is a predicted model, not a curated record. Lineage: Eukaryota; Fungi; Ascomycota; Eurotiomycetes; Eurotiales; Aspergillaceae.